Molecule: messenger RNA, 3677 nt
Organism: Poecilia reticulata (guppy)
Lineage: Eukaryota; Metazoa; Chordata; Actinopteri; Cyprinodontiformes; Poeciliidae
Source: RefSeq, a predicted model, not a curated record
GAGGCAGGACAAGCAGCUCCACUCUGCGUGUUCAGCCCUCCGGACUCCUUCCUCCUCCUCCUCCUCCUCCUCCUCCUCUCAUCCUCCUCCCGUGGCUCUCUGCCUGCUGAUGCUUACUGGAGGUGAAGCUGCGCUUCUCUUGCGUUCAUCCCGGUAAAUUCAUCCCGGAUCGACCUCAGUUCUUCCUCCUUGUUUUUUUCUUUAUUUGCAUUUUUGACCUGCCGUCUCUGAUGACAGCGCAGGUGAUCAGUUGUUACCAGACAAACCCUGAGUGAGACGGAGGGAUUCAGACCCAGAAGAGUCCACGGGAACACGGGGAGGGAAGCUGCAACUUCUCGGGAUUGUGUCCGCCGCUCGGAACUCAGAUUCUAUCGGCACCGGAGCGGCGGCUUCGUUUCAUCCAGACAUGGAUUUUCUGGACCUGCGGUUCUUCAACAGCUCCUUUUUCAACGAAAAUUUCACCGAUGACUUCAACAAGACGGAGACAGAAGCCCUGCUGCCAGCGGGAUUCAGGGUCACCAUCGUGGUCGUCUACAUGAUCGUCUGCGUCUUCGGCCUGGUGGGAAAUUUCCUGGUCAUGUACGUCAUCAUCAGAUACACAAAGAUGAAAACAGCCACUAACAUCUACAUCUUUAACCUGGCCCUGGCCGACUCCCUGGCCCUGGCUACGCUGCCUUUCCAGGGCACCGAUGUUUUCCUGGGCUUCUGGCCUUUUGGAAACGCUCUCUGUAAGACCGUGGUGUCUUUCGACUACUACAACAUGUUCAUCAGCACCUUCACUCUGACGGUGAUGAGUAUGGACAGGUACGUGGCCGUCUGCCACCCCGUCAAGGCGCUGGACAUGAGGACGCCCCACAAGGCCAAGGUGGUGAAUGUCUGCGUGUGGGUGCUGGCCUCAGCCGUUGGCGUCCCAGUGAUGGUGAUGGGAAACGUGGAGGUGGUGGGRGAGGACAACAGUACUGAGUGCAUUUUGGUUUUCAAUGAACCAAAGGAUCAGUGGGAACCUAUUUUUGGCACCUGCGUCUUCCUCUUCUCCUUCCUCAUCCCCAUGGCCAUCAUCAGCAUCUGCUACAGCCUGAUGGUGAAACGCCUUCGAAACGUUCGCAUCCUGUCUGGCUCCAAGGAAAAGGAUCGGAACCUGCGGCGCAUCACCAGGAUGGUCCUGGUGGUGGUGGCGGCGUUUGUCGUCUGCUGGACGCCCAUCCACAUCCUGGUCCUGGCUCAGUCUCUGGGCUUCAUCCUGAGGAGCAUGUACGCCGUGGUCAUGUUCCACUUCUGCAUCGCUCUGGGCUACAUCAACAGUGGCCUGAAUCCCGUGCUCUACGCUUUCCUGGACGAAAACUUCAAGCGCUGCUUCCGUGAGUUCUGUCAGCCGUCUCCGUUCCGCCUCGACACCCAGCAGUCAGGCAGAAUGAGGAGCAUCGCCAGGGAGGUGGCAGCGGCCUACAGCUACAAGGGCGGGGACGGCAGGGGUCCCGGCGCGGGGACGGCGAAUCCAGCAUGACUAGGCGUGGAGCUUCCUUUGGUGGGGGUCGUCCCCUCGCAGAGGGGAGAGACUCAUGGGACAGGGAACUCCAACACAGAGCUGACUCAGAUCACGGCUCUCUAGCGGCACGAGCCCUCCCGCCCCCCAACUCGCAGACUGGCAUGGGGCGGGGGGGAGGGAGACGAGGAGGAUGGGUUUGAAAGGAAAAGAAUUUAGGAAAGACGUUACGAACACAACAUCUGACGGCGCAGAGAGCCUAGAAAUACCAACUGCUUCGAUGGGACAACUGGUGGGUGUUGUUGGUUUGACGUGCCUGACAUGGACGGAGCUCAGCUGUGGCCCAAACUGGGCAAAGUUACACCUGCUGGUGUAUUUUAAACAAACGUUCUGCUUAAGGAGUCAACUUUGAUCACAAAACCAGUGUAAGUAUCUAAAGGUUUGGGUUUUUAGCUCAAACCUUCGUGGGCACACACUACAGGAGAAUGCUGCUCCUCCACAAAACUGCCAAACCUUCUGGUUACAAACUCCCGUUUUGAGAAAGCAUUUGAACAGCAGCAUUGGUAGCAGCCACAGACACCAAAUCUGUGAAACCGUCCAAGCACUGCCUUGGUUAUGGAGGAGAGUAGAACAGCAGCGGCUGACGURCGGAUCGGCUCUCUAGCAGUGAGAACCACAAACUGAAGGCUGCUAAAGAAAAGUCUGGUCCAAAUGUGAAACAGAGUAUUCAUCACUGCUGUGUGCUGCAGCCCUUCCAAGUUCAUGUUUGGUCUGGAGYACUUUCUUUUGGUCUGGAGUACUUUCUUUCCAUCRUCAGUGUUGGAYGAAAGGCCUGCAGUGCUCUGCUGUCGCCAGCAGGAGGCCGUUGCUGUUCAGGUCGUACUAAGAGAUGUUUACGUUUUGUUCUGAGCUCUUAUCGUUUAUGACACUGGAGUAGACUAGAGGUUGGAUUAUAAAUGUGUUUUCCAAUUAAUUGGGUURAUAUUAGAACAAAGUGAGGUUACUUAYUCUUGAACUGUUAGGUCACAUGAUUGCCAUUAGUCUUAUAAACCAAAUCUUUAAAGGUGUUUAGAAAGAACAAAAGCCUUAGGGAUGUUGUUGUUUACCAAGUUUGAGAGUUUCUUUGUUUUUAUGACAGCAGAGAAUAUAAAGUGCUCUGGGUGAAGGUUGGGUGACCAGGAGUUGGACCUGCAUAGCUUUUAGAAAACUUGAGUUCUGAUCCAUUAAAGUGGACAAAAUUUAGGGAAACAGCAACAACAUGAAMAAUUUGAUUUGCUAACAAUCCCAAAAAAGUCCAACCAUUUGACCCCCRAAUGACCCAGAACACAUUUCAGCCAGAAAGAUAAAGCUAAAUAAGACAUAAACUGCUGCAAUUUGGAAAAUAUAUAACCCAUAUUGUUUUAUAUUUUCAAUAUUAAAGACAUAAAUGUUGAUAUCUAACAUCGAUGUGGACCUGGUCACCCUGAGGAGGAAAACAAUCAACUGAAAGCAAAGACUGACACUGACUGGGGUUGGACCAAGGUUCUGAAUAGUUUUAUAUAUUUAUGUUAUUAUCCUGUAUGGAUCAGAAUAACUGACUGUUUGAGAUGAUUUUUCUGGGUCGACUCUGAAUGGACUCAGAUUAUUAUGCAGCCAUGCGCUUUGCAAAUUAGAGCUGAAAUUGUGCAACAAAUAAAUUAUAUUGUAUUCUGUUACCUGGGUUAAAAAAAUACUAUUUUAUUUGACUAACCGGUUCUGUAAAUUAGAUGUAACAUUGGAUUCAGAAACAUGGCUAAUUAUGUGGAAUAAAAUAGGAAUAGUCGGAAUCUACGAGYCAAAACUUUUGAGAAAAUUGUUUAAAUUAAUUUUUAAGAAAAUCCAAAAAUUUACAGCAUAUGGAUAUUUCUUUUCGUCAUGUUUAUCUUCAAAUUUAUGAAUAGAUAUGACAAAAUUUUAAAAUUUUACUUCCAGCAUAUCAAAGAAAAGUUACACAAAGAGGAUGCUGGAAAUGCUUGGAUGUAGAAAUGAAUACAAAGGCUCAGGAAAUCCAGUUUAAACACCACGAGCAUCUAAACCUGCAGGUUUGGAUCUCAUCCAGAUUCGCUCUGCGGCCGACGUGAGACUGAGGCGAUUUAGACACACCAGGCAGAAAUAAUACAACCACUGACCAAUCAGUUCUGAUGAUCUGAGUUGCUUUAUUAUUAUUAUUAUUAUU